Molecule: messenger RNA, 1219 nt
Organism: Colletotrichum destructivum
Lineage: Eukaryota; Fungi; Ascomycota; Sordariomycetes; Glomerellales; Glomerellaceae
Exons: 2
Coding region: 317-1219 (300 amino acids)
Source: RefSeq, a predicted model, not a curated record
UGCAUGGGUUCCACCUCGUCCGCAAACACACCCCCCCUGCCCUCUCCUAUUACACGCACGCAACACUACCCCAGGACUCUUCCACCGGUUACCCGCCGCCGAGCCAGUUCAGCAAGAUCAUCUUCUGUGAUACGCUUGGAAUCCAGCACUUCACGAUCUCUCGGCUUGCUUGCCGACUAGACGAUAUCUGUCAGACCCGAGGUUGUUGAGAAACCGAGAUCAGGUUCGACGUCCAACAAGAUUUGUGAAGGAGAACAGGGAACCUAUACCGGACCAUCAUCAGAAACUCUCAGCAGCGCAGGCUGUUUGGAGGGCCAUGGAUAUGGAAAAGGGCACCGUCGUUGACCGCGAGGGAGAGAGGCCAGAGGGAGUAAAUCGACAAGUAAAGGAUGCCGAGUCGGCCAACGCUGAAGCCGUCGCCGCCGGCGCGAGGCAAGUUGCUGGACUCAACGGAAAUGCGCUUCCUCUGGACCCCAACCAACUCCUCUCCGUCCUGGGUCUCCUCAGCGGACAGCCUCAAGCAACACCCGUGCCAGCACCGAUUGCGUCCACCGGGAGUGUGCCGCCGAACAACAACGCCAAUGUGCCGACCGUCACCAUCUUCGUGACGGUGACGCCCCCACCCGUGACGCAGACGGUCAUGAUCAUGAUCCCGACGACAAUCACGGUCACGGCGACCCCGAGAGCACCGCCGGGCAACGCCCCUGUUCCUGCUCCUGCUCCUCCUCCUCCUCCCCCUUCUGCUACGCCUCCGGUGUCGUCGUCGCCGCCAAAGAUAUCACAGCCAUCUCCGCCUCCACCACCUCCCAAGACUACGGCUCCUCCGCCGCCACCCCCGCCUCCAGUGAUGCCGCCGCCGCCUCCUCCUCCAGUAAGCGGUAUAACGACGCCCCUCAUGGGAUCGGGUCCGAUACCAGUACCGCCUCCGGUGUCGGUUACUUCCAUGUCCUCAGCAUCAGCAUCGGCAUCAAGCGCACCCAAAGGCGCGGCCGGCACGCCUACUGCCGUCGUGUUGUUGGGUGUUUUCGGUGGUGUUGGUAAGCUCACUCACGUCCGAACCCUGUUGAAGGAAACCUUGCUCACGUUUUUCAUAGCUGGCGUGUCAUUACUGGCAAUGGGGGCGUUUAUCUACGGCCUGAUGAGAAAGAGAAGAAACAAGACGUCGACAGAGAGGGACAGCGUUCAGAGCAUGCAAAUCGGGAGGCCAAUGCCGAACUAG